Messenger RNA from Schistosoma turkestanicum, 1182 nucleotides. Lineage: Eukaryota; Metazoa; Platyhelminthes; Trematoda; Strigeidida; Schistosomatidae. The record is from the annotation of a GenBank genome assembly.
AUGGGCAAUCAAUCAGUGAACCUGAAAAUUCAGUUUUCUCCACUGACUAUCAUCAUACUACAUUUAGGUUCAAUUAUGACAAAAUUAUUCGAUGAACAAGGUUAUCAACUUAAAAAGAAAUUUGAUAUAAAUAAUUUAAUCUUAUUCCCAUUUGAAACGGACAAUCCAUACGAGGAUGACAGGAUAUUGGCGCAAAUGAGUUAUGUUCCUGUACAAGUGUUAGAAGCACGUAAAAACGGACAAGUUCGCAAGAAACGUAUUUACUAUUAUCGCAGAUCAUCUCCACUUCCCAAUCUUUCAGUUUGUCCGGUAUAUGAAUGCGAUGUAGAUGGCUCUACUGACGGUCCAAAACAAGCAGAUUUAGUCGUCUUCGCAGAUUUUUCAGGAUCUAUUGAUUUCAAAAAAAGAAAAAAUCAAACUUGGUUAAUGUUUAACCUUGAGUCUCCACAACAUUCUUUAUUUGAUGAACCUGAAAACAUGAUUAAUUUCACCGCUACAUACACAGUGGAUUCAACUAUAGUAACACCAUAUUAUAAGUAUGUAUCAUUUGUCGAUGUUCAACCAAAAGAAUUAAACAAGUUGAUUCAACCUGUUAAAGAUUUUUCUGUUGGUAAAACCAAAAUGAUUGCAUGGUUUGUAAGUAAUUGUGGUUCUGGAAGUCCACGAAUGGAAUAUGCUCAGAAAUUGAUGAAAUAUAUCAGUGUUGAUAUCUACGGUGCAUGUGGAAAUCUACAUUGUGCUCGUACAGAUAAUUCAUGCUUUGAAUCAUUGAAAAAGGAUUAUAAAUUCUAUCUCAGUUUUGAGAAUAGUAUUUGUCAAGAUUAUAUUACUGAAAAAUUCUUUCUAAAUGCUCUCAAAAAUAGUGUGGUUCCAAUUGUAAUGGGUGCAGCAAAAUCAGAUUAUGUAAGAUCAGCUCCAGCAAAUUCUUUUAUUCAUGUAGAUGAUUUCAAUUCUGUGGAACAAUUAGCUAAUUAUUUGCAUUAUUUAGAUAGAAAUAAAACUGCAUACAAUGAAUACUUUAAAUGGCAUAACCACGGAACAGUUGAUUUUAAUACAUUUACUGAUUGUCGACUAUGUAUGCUGGCGCAUGAAAUUGACAACAUGGAACAGUCUUAUUGGUAUAAAGAUGUAAACCAAUGGAGAAUGAAUGGUUGUGCAAAUCGUAAAAUUCCGGUUAUUUAA